UGACGCAGUUUGUAGGCGGCCAACUCUGUCUCUAUUGUGUUUAUCUUGAGCUCCACAGUUGAGUCGUGAAUGGAAACAGCGUUAUUUUUCUGUCGGACAUGGACUGGAAAACAUCGUAGAUAGUAAAACUAGUUAAAGUGUGCACAAAUGCGAAAAUGAACAAAGGGUGGCUGGAGCUCGAGAGUGAUCCAGGACUCUUCACUUUGCUGGUCGAGGACUUUGGUGUCAAAGGUGUCCAAGUAGAGGAAAUCUAUGACCUUCAAAGCAAGUGUCAAAGUCCCGUCUAUGGCUUCAUCUUCCUGUUCAAGUGGAUCGAGGAACGUCGAUCCAGGAGGAAAGUUAACACUUUGGUAGAUGAGACCUCCGUCAUUGAUGAGGAGAUUGUGAAUGAUAUGUUCUUUGCUCAUCAGCUGAUACCAAAUUCAUGUGCCACCCACGCUUUGUUGAGCGUGCUUCUGAACUGCAGUGGCGUCGAGCUCGGCACCACGAGUCGCAUGAAGGCUUUCACCAAAGGCUUCAGCCCAGAGAGUAAAGGUUAUGCAAUAGGAAAUGCCCCGGAGCUUGCCAGAGCACAUAACAGCCAUGCCAGACCGGAGCCCAGGCACCUGCCGGAGAAACAGAAUGGGAUCAGUGCCGUGCGGACCAUGGAGGCCUUCCACUUUGUUAGCUAUGUGCCAAUCAAAGACCGCCUCUUUGAGCUCGACGGACUCAAGGCUUACCCCAUUGACCACGGGCCCUGGGGGGAAGAGGAGGAAUGGACCGAUAAAGCUCGGCGGGUUAUCAUGGAGAGGAUUGGACUUGCUACUGCUGGUGAGCCGUACCAUGACAUUCGCUUCAACCUGAUGGCGGUGGUGCCUGACCGCAGGAUGAAGUACGAGUCCAAACUGGAAAUUCUAAAGAGGAAUCGACAGACCGUUCUGGAGGGUCUGCAGAAGAUGAUCCGGCUCACUCAGCCCGAACUCGUUCACGACAAGAAGCAGCAGGAGUCUUCCUCCACUGAUGAUAACACUGCGAUCAAGAAAGAGACAGACGUGGAGCCUGUUACAUCCCAAGGGGCUGAUCCAGAUUUGUUGGAUGAGUCAGGAGCUCAGAAUAAGGAUGCUCCCAGCCCCUCAGGAAACAGUAAGGUCAUGGGCAAACCACCCGUCCCCACAGGAGGCGGUCCUCCACAAGUCACCAGUCCAAAUCCUAUCGUUCAACGAUUGCCUGCCUUCCUGGACAACCACAACUACGCCAAGUCUCCAAUGCAGGAAGAAGAGGAUCUUGCUGCUGGAGUCGGUCGCUCAAGAGUGCCAGGGACGCAACGCCAAUACUCUGACGACGAAGAUGACUAUGAGGAUGAUGAGGAGGAAGUAACUGAUUCUGCAGUUAAACCCAACAGGUUUAGACGGAAGGGAAGUCUGCGAACUCGACAAGGACGUGUGGGAACUGGAAUGGAGAGCCAGAUCGCCCUCACUGUGUUGGCCGAGAAACUGAAGGAGGCCCAAAGGAAAGAUGCCCUAAAUACACCCCUCUCAGUGCGCACAGAGGGGCGCACAGGAGGCAUCUGCAUCACAUCUGCUUCACAGCCUUCCCCGACUCCCAGCAACGAGAGCACGGACACAGCCUCUGAGAUUGGCAGCGCCUUCAACUCCCCGCUGCGCUCGCCCGCACGCUCCCAGGCUGCUACGCGGCCAUCUAGUCCAGUUGCGUCCCAUCUGUCUCGUGUGCUGUUUGGAGAAGAUGAGAUGCUGAGGCUGGAUUCAAGACAUAACCGUGCUGUAAGAGAACUGGGCCCGUCCGUCAGCGCGGCCUUGUUGCACCUGCAGGAGGACGGAGUCAUCUACGCUCUCCCUCCAUCUGAUUUGGCUGCUGAUGGCACAAAGCGGCUGUGCACUCCCGAAAAGACAAAAGACAAAGAGAAGGCAGACCUCUCCGCAGGAGAGAAGGAAGGAGUGAACGAGGGAGACGAGGGUCCGUCUGCGGAGGUGAAAGAGGAGGAGAGCAAAGACGGAGCAGAGGUGAGACCAAGCAAGGAGAAGCCCAACGCUGUGGAAACUGCUGCGGACAGCAAGCCUCCUGGGGAUAAGUAUUCUCCCAAAGAGCUGCUGGCACUGCUCAAGUGUGUAGAGGCUGACAUCGCCAAUUAUGAGGUGUAUCUAAAGGAGGAAGUAGAGAAGCGAAAGAAAUAUAAAAUUGAUGAUCAGAGGAGGACUCAUAAUUACGACGAGUUCAUCUGCACCUUUAUAUCAAUGCUGGCCCAAGAAGGCAUGCUGGCCAGCCUUGUGGAGCAAAACAUUUCCGUGCGUCGACGGCAGGGAGUGAGCAUUGGCCGCUUGCACAAACAGAGGAAGCCUGAUCGCAGGAAACGCUCCCGACCUUACAAAGCCAAGCGCCAGUAAUUACAAACAAUCAUAACUUCUGUAAGAAACGUACCCCUGCGAGCACCGAGCAAUCACCACAGAGAAAGUGGAAUCGAUGCACUCCUGACACUCUCUCAUAAAGGCAGUUCUAGUGUUGUUUUUUAGUCCGAGCCUCGUCUCCUUCAUGAAAUCGACCACGUGUUUGGUCAGUUCUUUUUAUCAGUCAUGUACAUAUGUUCUACCAUUUUAGUCUCAAUGUAAAUUUUCUUUUUUUCUUGUGCCACUGCUAUUGACAGUUUGUAAAUAUGAAAACAGUCAUGGUGCGUCUGAAUGGUUUUUCAUCUGGCAAAGUAUUCAGUCUUAUUGAAAGACCUCCUCUACAGUCAGUGCAGUUUAGUUUGUCACUAAAUACACAAUUUGGUAACAACAAAUCAUGAAUUCCUCAACUGUGUCCCCCUCCUCAUGUUUUUAUGGUGCCAAUGAAGUAUUGAAUGUUUGACCAAAAACAAGGCAGCAUUUUCUUCAUCCGCAACAUUUCAGUCAUAGUCUCUUCACUGAUGGUAAAUCAAUUAAUAAAAUGAAACGAAUCUUUUAAUCACAUUCUUCAUGGACAAUUUUUAAACUCGAGAAGAAGUCAUGAUGCAUCGAGGUUGAUUCUUUCAACUAAUCGUCUGUCGCUGUUGAUGAAUAUGAAAAACAAGCUCUUGUGUUAUUUUUGUACCUGAGAUCUCAAACUGAGUGAAUAUUAAGUCGGAUGUGUGCACUUGUGUGUUUUUGUACAUAUGUAUCUGUUCACUGGCUCAUCUGUACACUGAGCUCAGUUGUGCUUUGUGCUUGCCAAUUCAUACUACAAUAAAGUCAAAGAAAAUAUUGUACUAUAAUCCAGA
Molecule: messenger RNA, 3229 nt
Organism: Plectropomus leopardus (leopard coralgrouper)
Lineage: Eukaryota; Metazoa; Chordata; Actinopteri; Perciformes; Serranidae
Gene: bap1
Product: BRCA1 associated deubiquitinase 1
Biological process (GO): ubiquitin-dependent protein catabolic process; protein deubiquitination
Cellular component (GO): cytoplasm
Molecular function (GO): cysteine-type deubiquitinase activity
Source: RefSeq, a predicted model, not a curated record